Messenger RNA from Pyrgilauda ruficollis (rufous-necked snowfinch), 1527 nucleotides. RefSeq names its product integrator complex subunit 5-like. The record is from RefSeq and is a predicted model, not a curated record. Lineage: Eukaryota; Metazoa; Chordata; Aves; Passeriformes; Passeridae. Gene Ontology annotation, biological process: snRNA 3'-end processing. Gene Ontology annotation, cellular component: integrator complex. The annotation marks the transcript as partial. The transcript is spliced from 2 exons.
UUCUCCCCGCACAGCGCCCAGGAGCUGUCCCAGGAGGUGAAGGCGUUCCUCAGCGGGCUGGACCCCGUGCAGGGCACCCCUCUGUCGCCGCCCGCCCACGCCCGCUGCGCGCUGCGCCUGCUGCGCUGCCUGCCCCCCGCCCGCCACGCCGCCCUGCAGCACCUGCGCGGCCUCUUCGACGACCAGGUGUGCCAGCACCUGCUGCAGCGCGAGAGCCCCGCCCCCGGCCCCGCCCCCAAGGCCACGCCCGGCGCCGAGGUGCUGCAGGAGGCGCGGCGCUCGCUGGCCGAGCUGGUGGCCGCCAACCCGCGGGCGUGGGCGCCCGGCGUGGCCGCCUGGGCCAGCGAGCUGAUGGGGCAGCUGAGCAGCAAAUACGCCGGCCGGCCCGGCGUGCCGCCCGCCGCCAGCCUCAACGAGCUGCUGCAGCUCUGGAUGGCGUGCCCGGCCACGCGGGCGCUGCUGGACAUCUACAGCCAGUGCCUGGCCGCCAUGGCGGGCAGCUGCCCCGACGCCUGCGUGGACGCGCUGCUGGACACGUCGGUGCAGCACUCGCCGCAUUUCGACUGGGUGGUGGCGCACGUGGGCUCCUCCUUCCCCGGCACCAUCAUCAGCCGCGUGCUGUCGUGCGGCCUCAAGGAUUUCUGCGCGCACGGCGGCGGCGGCGGCGGCGGCGGCGAGGCGGGCGCGGCGCCGCCCGCCGUCUCGCUGCUGGACACCAACCGCCGCUUCGCCGACGCCUCCGGCGGCGUCUGGUCCGUUUUCCACGCCGGAGUCAUCGGCCGCGGGCCGAAACCGGCGGCGGGCGCGGGGCGGCGCAGCGCCGAGGAGCUGAGCCGCAACACGCAGACCUUCCUGAGCCUGGUGCUGCGCUGCUGCCGCGGCUCCUCCGGCCCCGCCGUGGGCGCCGAGGCCGCCAAGGCGGUGGCGGCGGCGCUGGUGGAAGCCGUGUGCCCCGAAGCCGCCGGCGCCGAGCUGGCGUGGCCGCCCGAGGAGCUCGCCAAGGCCACGGUGGAGCGCGACCUGCGCAUCCUGCGGCGCUUCCGCCAGCACCCGCUGCUCUUCCCGCUGCUCCGCCUGGUCGCCGGCGGCCGCCCCGCUCUGUGCUACUGCUCCGUGCUGCUGCGGGGGCUGCUGGCCAGCCUGGUGGCCCACUGGGACGCGUGCCGCGCCGGCAGCACGCUGGCCUCGCCCUGGCACCUGCGGGCGUCGUGCGCGCUGGUGGCGCUGCUGGCCGAGGGCUCGCUGCUGCCGCCCGUGCUGGGCAACAUGCACGAGCUGUUCCCCGAGCUGGCUCCCUUCGAGGUUCACCUGCUGCUGCUCAGCGUUUGGGGGUACCUGAGGGAGAACAGCCCCCUGCCUCAAAAGUUCACCUUCCAGCCCGAGCUGGGCGCGUUCCGCCGCGAUUUCGGGAGGGACGGCGAGCUGGGGAAGCACCUGGCCGUGCUGCACGCCGUGCUGCACAGGAAUAUUCACCGCCUGGGGCUGCUGGCCGCCAGGUUUUAUCCCUGAGGAGGGGUCCCGAGGGGG